UUGGGUUAAUCCCUGUUCUCUCGAAAGCCCGAGUGGCUAUUUUGCACCGAUUGGCAGAUUAGGCUUCGACAUCGACAUCACACUCUUGUUCUUGGCCAGGGCCAAGAUUCCACUCCUAUCAUGAGUCCUAUAUUGGCGAAUCGACAAGCCGAAGAGCUGCAUAAAUCAAUAAUAGCAUACCUAUCCGCCAAUGAUUUGCCUAAUGCUGCAGCUGCACUCAGGGCAGAGCUAAAGCUGUCCGAAGAGGCCUUCGACUCCGCUACAAUGAAAAAAUAUGAAACAUUACUGGAGAAGAAGUGGACUAGUAUUGCUCGUUUACAAAGAAAGAUAAUGGACCUCGAGUCACACAAUGCGGCAUUACAGUCUGAACUCGACAACGCAUCGCUUACCACGGCCUCCAAGCGCAAUAAAGAUCCAGCUUCUUGGCUUCCUACACUACCCGCUCGCUAUACGCUCGAAUCACACCGCAGCACAAUAAACUGUCUUGCUUUUCAUCCAAAAUUUUCCUCUAUUGCCUCCGGUUCUGACGAUUGCAUGAUCAAAGUAUGGGACUGGGAACUUGGAGAAUUAGAAAGGACUCUAAAAGGUCACACGAGAGCAGUUCUGGAUGUGGACUACGGCGGGGCACAGGGUAGCAUUAUAUUAGCAUCUUGCAGCUCCGAUCUGUCCAUUAAGCUUUGGGACCCGGCAGACGGUUAUAAAAAUAUUCGCACCUUGGUCGGCCAUGACCACAGCAUCAGCGCUGUUCGUUUUAUACCUGGUGGAAAUUUGCUUGCUAGCGCAAGCAGAGACAAAGAUCUCAGGAUAUGGGAUUCAACUACUGGGUUUUGCGUUAAGGCUAUACAAGGCCACAGUGCCUGGGUGCGAGACGUUUGUCCAUCGUUUGAUGGAAAUUUUCUCCUUUCUACUGGUGAUGAUAUGAGCGCUCGGCUAUGGGAUAUCUCCAAUUUGAUGAACCCAGACAGCAAGUUGACCAUGGUGGGACAUGAUCACGUUAUUGAAUGUUGCGCAAUUGCUCCUGCUACCACGUACCAGUAUCUUGCUCAGAUGGCUGGACUAAAGAAAAACUCGACCACACGAAACGCAGUCGAAUUCAUGGCGACUGGAUCCCGAGACAAAACUAUAAAGGUUUGGGAUGCUCGCGGAACUUGCCUCAUGACAUUAGUAGGGCAUGAUAAUUGGGUCCGGGCGAUUCUUUUUCACCCUGGAGGCAAAUAUCUUCUCUCCGUGUCAGAUGACAGAACGCUGCGGUGUUGGGACUUGAGCCAGGAUGGCAAAUGCGUAAAAACACUCAGCGACGCCCAUGGCCGCUUUAUCACCUGUCUGAAGUGGGCUCCAGGAAUCGUGAAGGACGCACAACCUGCUGCUGAUGGACAGGCUGCAGAAAGCAACGGUACUCUGGCAAGCAAAACAGCAGGCGAUAACGCCGCUAAUGUGCAAAUUCGCUGUGUAAUCGCUACAGGAAGCGUGGACGAGACGAUGAAAAUUUUUGCAAGCUGAGAUCCCUAUAUUCGGUCGAUCCUACACCAGCCGGGGAGAAUUGCAGACCCCUCAUACUAUCGGUGCGAUAGAGACGCCAAGUCUUUUUUGAAUACUCACGAUAUGGUGAACCUUUGCACACUAGCACGGUUCACUUGAGCUUUCUUGCCUAAAAGAGUUUUGGCUUGGAAAUUAUUUGGCCCUGGUGUAUCCACGCCUUUGUUAAUACCACUCUCUCCGCGUCUUAAGCCCCAUCUUGUGAUAGGCAGCAAGAAAUUCUCAAGCCCUUCAUAUCCUUCAAAAUCCUACUGAGGGGGGUUUUUAGGACAUAGACUUAGGUCAGGCCAUGCUGCGUUGAUAUUCUUUCUCAAGAUAUCAGUAUAUGAAUUCA
Talaromyces proteolyticus is the source of this 1870-nucleotide messenger RNA. Its product is annotated as nuclear distribution protein nudF 1. Gene Ontology annotation, molecular function: protein binding. Gene Ontology annotation, biological process: negative regulation of transcription by RNA polymerase II. Gene Ontology annotation, cellular component: transcription repressor complex; nucleus. The coding region runs from base 121 to 1500 and encodes 459 amino acids. The record is from RefSeq and is a predicted model, not a curated record. The transcript is spliced from 3 exons. NCBI's taxonomy places the organism in Eukaryota, Fungi, Ascomycota, Eurotiomycetes, Eurotiales, Trichocomaceae.